This is a messenger RNA of Penaeus vannamei (Pacific white shrimp), 666 nucleotides long. Lineage: Eukaryota; Metazoa; Arthropoda; Malacostraca; Decapoda; Penaeidae. The record is from RefSeq and is a predicted model, not a curated record.
AUGACGUCGAAACCUCUUAACCACACCAUCAGCCCCUUUAACUCACCAUCAGCCCCUUUAACUCACAAUCAGCCUCUUAACCUCACCAUCAGCCCCCUUACCUCACCAUCAGCCUCUGAACCUCACCAUCAGCCCCCUUACCUCACAAUCAGCCUCUUAACCUCACCAUCAGCCUCUGAACCUCACCAUCAGCCCCCUUACCUCACAAUCAGCCUCUUAACCUCACCAUCAGCCUCUGAACCUCACCAUCAGCCCCCUUACCUCACCAUCAGCCCCUUUAACUCACAAUCAGCCUCUGAACCUCACCAUCAGCAUCCUUACCUCACAAUCAGCCUCUUAACCUCGCCAUCAGCCCCUUUAACUCGCCAUCAGCCCCCUUACCUCACAAUCAGCCUCUUAACCUCGCCAUCAGCCCCUUUAACUCACCAUCAGCCUCUUAACCUCACAAUCAGCCUCUUUACCUUACCCCUCUUAACCUCACAAUCAGCCUCUUUAACUCACAACCAGCCUCCUAACCUCCUCAUCAGCCCCCUUACCUCACCAUCAGCCCCUUUAACUCACCAUCAGCCUCUUAACCUCGCCAUCAGCCCCUUUAACUCGCCAUCAGCCCCCUUACCUCACAAUCAGCCUCUUAACCACACCAUCAGCCCCUUUAACUCACCAUGA